Messenger RNA from Lactuca sativa (garden lettuce), 633 nucleotides. RefSeq lists its product as uncharacterized. NCBI's taxonomy places the organism in Eukaryota, Viridiplantae, Streptophyta, Magnoliopsida, Asterales, Asteraceae. Gene Ontology annotation, molecular function: zinc ion binding. The record is from RefSeq and is a predicted model, not a curated record.
AUGUUUGAUUUUGACAAUAUUGUGGUGUUUUUAGGCAGAGCAGUUUCAGAUAUGCUUCUGAAUAAUCUUUGUGAAGUUUUUAAUAGCAAAUUGAUUGAGGGAAAGGACAAGCCACUGAUAACCUGCUUGGAGUACAUUAGGGAGUAUAUGAUGAAAAGAAUAUGCAAUGUCAUAAAGGUGCAAAAGAAGUGUGUUGGUCCACUAACCCCAUCUGCAACAAAGAUCAUGGAGAAGAAUGUGAAUUGGGCAUCUCAGUACAUAGUUAGGUGGAAUGGGUCAGAUAAAUACCAAGUGCAAGGGCCAUGGCAGGAUCAACAUGUUGUUGACAUGGUUGAAAGAGUAUGUAGUUGUAGGAAGUGGGAAUUAACAGGACUCCCUUGUAAGCAUGUCAUUGCAGUCCUAAAUGACAAAGCAGAUAAUCGUGAGGAAGUUGGAGAACUGCACACUUAUGCCCACAGGGUGCACUGUCUAGAAACAUGGAAAGCAGCUUAUGUGUACAAGGUAGAGCCUAUUAAAGGUCGAGCAAUGUGGCCUAUAAGUGAAUUCCUAAUUAAAAUCACCCCUCCUCUACACAAAAAUCAGCCUGGAAGGCCCAAGAAAAAGAGGAGGCGAUCUGCUGAAGAGAAAAGCUAG